GGCAAGGAGCUGGGCCUUGCCUCCAGCUACCUCUCCGUCCUCACCAGCCUCCCAACCCCGGCUCGCAAUGAGAAACCUGCUCGGCCGUGAAACGACUCGUUCCAUGCGCUUCCCCAGUUUGGUGCGGGGAGGGACGAGAUAUUGAUUCACCGGUCCCUCGCAACUCUGCCAAUCAUGCAAUUGCCGAGACAGAAAAGAGAGGCCCAGGAAAAGGGAGGCGUCGCAGGAUAUCGUAUCGUCACGAAUCACGGCCCUUGCCCUGAGGCCCCGUGGUUCAUGAUGCUGCUAGGGGUUGCAGAGAGCCGCUCGGCCGAAGCGGGGGUUGGUGCAUCGUCUCCUGCAAUGCCUUCCUGCGUCCGUCUGCAUUCGCCUCCUUCAUGUCGUCCGGUUUCUGGUACUGCCCAUGGCAAGGCAGAAUCUCCCCAAGCAGUCUUACACGUGCUUUCGUUCCCGCCAAUCAGCUCCUUCUCAAACCCAAUCUGCCUCGCCAUCGGUGAGGCGAAGGCAGCGGCACCAGUAAGGCCACAUCAUCGUUUCGGCGGCCGCAUCGGCCUCCUUAACUCGGCCUUGCCAUCCCUGUUCGCUGCGGCCGGCAUGUAACCCAGAAAUAGGUCGCAGUCGGGUCAGGCUGGUUACCUGCAUUCCCCACCACAGCUGCGCUGGCAUUCAGUCCGGUUGUGUCCAAAAGAGUUCUGCGAUCCGCACACCGAGACGCUCUGGAUCCGCGAAGCGAGUGGAGGCCCUUGGUGUCUCCGCAUGUGUUGAAAUCGAUACCUGCAGCUUUUUUUCUGACUGGUCAGGA
Canariomyces notabilis is the source of this 802-nucleotide messenger RNA. RefSeq lists its product as uncharacterized. The transcript has a single exon. The coding region runs from base 175 to 600 and encodes 141 amino acids. NCBI's taxonomy places the organism in Eukaryota, Fungi, Ascomycota, Sordariomycetes, Sordariales, Chaetomiaceae. The record is from RefSeq and is a predicted model, not a curated record.